Messenger RNA from Siniperca chuatsi (mandarin fish), 2010 nucleotides. RefSeq names its product protein phosphatase 1 regulatory subunit 3G (gene ppp1r3g). Gene Ontology annotation, biological process: regulation of glycogen biosynthetic process. NCBI's taxonomy places the organism in Eukaryota, Metazoa, Chordata, Actinopteri, Centrarchiformes, Sinipercidae. Gene Ontology annotation, cellular component: protein phosphatase type 1 complex. The transcript has 3 exons. Gene Ontology annotation, molecular function: protein phosphatase 1 binding; glycogen binding. Bases 54 to 1124 code for a protein of 356 amino acids. The record is from RefSeq and is a predicted model, not a curated record.
UCAGACGUCUGAAGUGAUGAAAUGGUUAAAGCCUCCACGUUGAAGCUCCAUAUAUGGAAACCUCUGCUCUCUGUGGCAGGAGACGCCGUGACGUCAGGAUGACGCCGGCGAUGACGACGUGUCUGUUCACUGGCCGCUGGGUGACGUUACAGAAACAACACCAGCUGCAGCCUGAGGACGCUGACUGCACGCGCUCUGUUGUCACCACGUUGUUAUCUGCAGGGGGCGGGAGUCUGACCUCUAUAGAAGCUGCCCCGCACCGGGACACCCGCGGACUCCGGACCGGCCUGCAGCCAAAGCACACAGGCUGCCGGGCAGAAAUGUCCCGCUCACCUCUCCAGUUCCACGCCGGGGGAGAGUGGCCCUCCUCCGGGCAGUCUAUGAAGAACGGCCUGGAGGAGGAGGGGGAGGAGGGGGGGGAGGGAGAUCUGGACGAAGAGGCGGACGCGUCUCAACUGGAGAGAUUUAUGAAAGACAGGCGGAGAGCCAAGUCCCUGCCCGCCUACCCGGCGGCGCUCCUGGACGGCGUCUCCGGGAGUAACGGGAGGAAGCGGGUGAAGUUCGCCGACUCCAUGGGGCUGAACCUGGCCAGCGUCAAGCACUUCAGCUCGCUGGAGGAGCCGCAGAUCCCGAGUAAAGUUCUGUCCAGGCACACCAGCUUCCCGCCGCAGCAGCAGGACUUACUGGACGACCUGUGCCAGGGCUUCCAGUCCAGCCUGGACACGGACCGGCUGUUCGCCUGCUUCCCGGAGCUCCGCGAGGCGGAGCGGAGAGUCCAGCAGCUCCGCGUCUGCCUGGAGAAGGUCACCAUCACCCAGUUUGACGUGCGCGGGCAGAUCCGGGUUUUUACCGGCUGCACCGACAUAGAGGUCGGAGUGAGGUACACCUUCAACGACUGGCUCUCCCACGUGGACGCGCAGGCUCUGCCCGUGGCCGCGGAUCAGCCGGGGCUCGUGGGAGAGCGGUUCGGCUUCACCGUGUACACGCCGCCCUUCAUGGACCCCAGCUCGGCCGUGCACUUGGCCGUGUACCUGAAGAGCGAGGAGGGGGAGUUCUGGGACAACAACGAGGGGCAGAACUACAGCCUCAGUGUUAAACAGCCUCGUGAAAACCCGCUGAGCUGAAGCUCACGCAUGUUUCUGAAGGACAGCACAGCUGCCAUUUAGAGACAUUUCUCUGAACCUCCACUUGGAUGAUGGCGUGUUUCCAUCAGAGGGAAACAGGAACAACGGAUUGUAAAGCCUUGCAGUCGCUGGAGCAGAAACAGAACACAAACACUGAAAUAUGAAUUAAAGGGCUUUUAAUGUGUGAACUACAGAUCCGCAUCCUGCUGCAGUGAUCACAACCAGAGAGCUUCAUCUUUGCAAACUUACUGUUAUCUUUCAUUUUUUCAUUGCGCUUUAAAGGAUCAUAACACUGUGUUUGCACAACUUUAAGCCAUUUAACAACAAAGUAUGUUAGCGUUACAUUUUUAAAAUGCAGGUUUCACGGUUUGAAAACCAGUUUGCUGACUCUCCAAACUUGUUUGAGUUGUGUAAUCCAUCACACUGAACACCGUUUUGAUCAAUGUUACAUUAUUGUUGCUUAAUAGUCUGCACUGCAUUACCACAUCACAGGCUGUGAUGGAUUUCACAACUUUCAAUACUCACUUUCAUCCUGAAACUGUAGAUAAAGGACAUGAAAACGACUAAAAAGCAGCUGCGUGGUUUGUAACUUGAUCAUCUGUGAUGUUUGUCAGGUGUGAUUUAAAGAAAAUGUGCUAAAACAUGCAAAACCACUGGUAUGGUCCUUUAAACUUAGCCAGAAAACUCUGGUCUUAAUGCCUCGUGAUGCUGAAACGUUGAGGAAAAACAGCCCCGAGGAGACAAAAUGUUCAUGAAAUCUGGAAAAAAAUGAAGGAAAAUAUUCUGCAGUCAUUUCAACAAAGGGAUUUUUAGAAAGAACUGUGUCCAGAUGGCAGGUUUUGUCAGAGUGAUCUCAAUCAAUAAAAGCCGAUUUCAAACCCAGAAA